AUGAUUGAUGAAACGAGUUUUGUUAAUAACUUUGCUCAGUGGCAGCCGGAUCAGAAUAUGAGAAAUUGCCUUAAUUGUCAUACCGCUUUCUCAUUUCUAGUUAGGAAACAUCACUGUCGAUGCUGUGGUGGUAUAUUUUGUGGAUCUUGCACCGAUAAGUUUGCUCGUUACGAUAAUAGUCGCGUUCGAGUUGUCAAAAGAUCAAAUACUGAAGAUGAAUUCCCACCUUUUAGGACUUGCGAUUCCUGCCACGAUAAUUUAUUACACAUGGGAUUACUUCUUUCGCCCUGGGGUAAACGUUUAGAAGUUACAGGAUCACCUCCAGUUAUGGAGGAUGCAGGCGGUGGGGGUAACAGUAAUGGUGGUGGAGGUACCUUUAGCGAUUCACCCACACCGACUUAUGGACCUGGUGAAGUUAUGAAAAAUGCGAAUAAUGCAGUAGAGAGUAAUAGUCCACAGGAAACCACCGCUGAUGUACGACGUGGUGAUUUUGAUGAGGAAAACUCUUGUCCCAUUUGUAAUGCGUUCUUGGGGGAUUUCGAGAGUGAGAUGAGAGCUCAAGAACAUGUGGAGAAGUGUAUACGGAUUGCAGAGAUGACCCAACAACACCAUGGACUCCGGAAUGAAAUUGGUAGUCCCACUUUCCAGAAUCGAAUGCUAGUUUACAAGAUUCCUCCGGUAGAAGAUCAAGAUCAAUUCCCAGAAUGCCCUAUAUGUUUUGAAGAGAUGGUUCCUGGUGAUAAAGUUGGUCGCUUAGAAUGUCUGUGUGUUUUCCAUUACAAGUGUAUUAAAAGUUGGUUUCACAAGAAGGCUCAAAAAAUGAAAUCUAACGACGUUAAAUAUAUUGGCAAGAAUUGUUGCCCGCUACAUGAUGCUGUUUUUUAA
Messenger RNA from Zygosaccharomyces rouxii, 885 nucleotides. It is a transcript of the gene PIB1, whose product is annotated as phosphatidylinositol-3-phosphate-binding ubiquitin-protein ligase. The transcript has a single exon. The record is from RefSeq and is a predicted model, not a curated record. NCBI's taxonomy places the organism in Eukaryota, Fungi, Ascomycota, Saccharomycetes, Saccharomycetales, Saccharomycetaceae. Bases 1 to 885 code for a protein of 294 amino acids. Gene Ontology annotation, molecular function: metal ion binding.